Messenger RNA from Aphidius gifuensis, 1147 nucleotides. Its product is annotated as histone lysine acetyltransferase CREBBP-like. NCBI's taxonomy places the organism in Eukaryota, Metazoa, Arthropoda, Insecta, Hymenoptera, Braconidae. Gene Ontology annotation, molecular function: chromatin DNA binding; transcription coactivator activity; histone acetyltransferase activity. The coding region runs from base 1 to 1050 and encodes 349 amino acids. The transcript has 2 exons. Gene Ontology annotation, biological process: positive regulation of transcription by RNA polymerase II. Gene Ontology annotation, cellular component: histone acetyltransferase complex; transcription regulator complex. The record is from RefSeq and is a predicted model, not a curated record.
AUGGCCACUUAUGACAAUGUUGAUGGAGCUGAUGACGAUUAUGUGAGUGUUAAUAGUCAAGAAGAUGCUGAGGCACAACAACAACAACCAACACCAACACCAAAUCCAUCAAUACCACAGUCUGAUGUAUCAACUGGUGGUCAAUCAGCUGAUGUAGAACAACAUAAAAUACUUCAACAACAACUUGUAUACUUACUACAUGCAAAUAAUUGUCAAAUACGUAAACAUAAAGCAAAAAAUAGUGAAUGGCAUUGUAAUACACCUCAUUGUCAAUUAAUGAGAAAUGUAUUGACACACUUGACAAUAUGUAAAGAUAGUGAAGAUUGUCCAGUACCACAUUGUAGUUCAUCUAGACAAAUACUAGCACAUUGGAGAAAAUGUCAACGUGCUGAUUGUCCUCUAUGUUUACCAGUAAAACAAACUUAUAACAUAAAACCAUCAACUAAUUUAAAUACAAAAAAAUCUGUAAAAAAUCCUACAAAUAAGCCAAAUAAUAAUAUUAAUAAUAAAAAAGUGAUUAACAAUCAACAACUACCACAAAGCCAACGAUAUCAUCAACAACUAGCACCACCAUUAUUGACUUCACUAAUAAAAAAAACAUAUGAAUCAUUCGCUAGGAAACAUUUAUGUGAUGAAAAUAAUUCUGAUAAUUUAAAAUCACUUGGUAGUCAACAAAUAACACCAACUCCAGUAUAUAAAAAAAAAGAAUGGCAUCAAAGAGUAACAUCAGAUUUACGUGUUGAUUCCAUUUAUAAAAUACUAGAUGCAACAUAUCCAAAACGAUAUCCACAAGAAUCAUUUUCUGAUAGAUUUCAAAAUACAGUUGAAUAUGCAAAAAAGGUUGAGGUCUAUAAUUAUCGAUUGGCUAGUUCAGUAUCUGAAUAUCAUCACUUGAUAGCUGCAAAAAUAUAUAGUAUUGUUGAUAGAAAACGUCAGAAACGAGUUGAACAACAAUUGGCUCAGCAGCAACAACAACAACGACAACGAUUUCCAUCAAGUCUACCAACAAAUAAUAAUACUAAUAAUAAAGAAAGGAGAAGGAAGUCAUGAAAGAUCUGAGACAACUGGAACCAAUGAUGAUUCAUCAACAAAUAACCAAUUAAUUCCAGAUAAUGAUAUCAUUAAAAAAUUGUACAGCUUUUUAAAU